CGACGACGGCAGAGAAAUUUCCGCUUCCUGCGCGGACUAACACGAGCCACUCUCACCGAGCGAGGGACCAGGCUGAGGGGGAAACGCGGAGGACACGGGCGCCGCGACUCGCCGCCUGCUCUUGGCUACCAGCCCUGCCGACUGCGAUGUGUCCAGCGCGGGAGUAGCAGCUGCCGGUGUUCAACUUGGCAGCAGGAACGCUUUUCCGCGUUUGCACCGUCGGGGUCCUCCGAAACAGACUUCAAGAAGGACAAAAGACACGGCGAGGACACAGACAAGUGAGGGGUUUCCUGCCUCGAGCUCCCACUGAAAGCACUGUCGAGCCUCCAGCAUGUCGGAGCGAGGAGGGCUCCCGCGGACUGGGGGUGUCCCCUCCCCGCACAUGCAGCCCUCCAAACCGGUCAGCAUCACCUCCAACCGGCCGGUUCACAUGAACCUGUACGCGACCUGGGAGGUGGACCGAUCCUCGCCCAGCUGUGUUCCGAGACUGUUCAACCUGACUCUGAAGAAGCUGAUCAUGCUGAAGGAGCUGGACAAAGACCUCACCUCUGUGGUCAUCGCUGUCAAACUGCAGGGCUCCAAGCGGAUCUUGCGCUCCAAUGAAAUUCUUCUGUCAUCAGCCGGUCUGACGGAGACCGACCUACAGCUCACCUUUUCCCUGCAGUACCCUCACUUUCUGAAGAGGGAUGCCAACAAGCUUCAGAUCAUGCUGCAGAGGAGAAAACGGUACAAGAACCGCACAAUCCUGGGCUACAAAACACUGGCUUUAGGACUCAUCAACAUGGCGGAGGUGAUGCAGCACCCCAGUGAGGGGGCGCAGGUUCUCGGGCUCCACAGCCAGCUGAAGGACGCCUCUGUGCCUGUGGCUGAGAUCAGAGUGUACUCUCUGUCCAGCCAGCCCAUCGACCACGAGGGACCUAAAGCCAAGAUGUCUGAUCGGUCCCCAGACAUCGACAACUACUCUGAAGAAGAAGAGGAAAGCUACUCUUCAGAGCAAGAGGGCAGCGAUGACCCCAUCCAUGGACAGUACUUGUAUGAUGAAGAGGAUGAGGUGAGGAAGAAGAAGCCGAGACGUAAGCUUCCCUCGAAUGCAGCCAUUACCAGGCAACCCAACAUCAAGCAGAAGUUUGUCGCCUUGCUCAAGAGGUUUAAAGUCACUGAUGAGGUGGGUUUCGGUUUGGAGCAUGUGUCGCGGGAGCAGAUCCAGGAGGUGGAGGAAGACUUGGACGAACUCUAUGACAGCCUGGAGAUGUACAACCCCAGUGACAGUGGGCCUGAAAUGGAGGAGACUGACAGCAUCCUGAGCACGCCCAAACCUAAACUCAGGCCGUUCUUUGAGGGAAUGUCGCAGUCCAGCUCACAGACGGAGAUCGGCAGUCUCAACAGUAAAGGCAGUUUAGGCCGAGACACUUUCAGCCCUCAUGGAGAGCAGCCAACGCUGGAGAAGAUGAAACCUUCGCGCAGCCGCAACCUGGACGAGCCCUUGUCUGAAACGGACACCUUGGAGUUGACAGAUCAGGAGCUGUUUGCUGAGGUGGGACCCUGCAUAACCGUGUCGGUGGCUGAGAAACCCAGAACUCCCAUGAAAAGCAGUAAAAGCGACGCACAGCCGAUGCCGUCUCCUAGGUUAGAUGGCAGUCACACGCCGCGACAGAAGAGGAGCAGCACCCCCAUGAAGGAGAGGCAACUGUCCAAACCCCUGAGUGAACGGACCAACAGCUCUGACUCGGAGAGAUCCCCCGAGCUUGGACACAGCACACCGGUCCUGAGGAAAGCAGUGUACGACCAGCUGAACCAGAUAUUGCUGUCAGACUCAGCCCUGCCCGAGAGCCUCAUUUUGGUCAAUGGCACAGACUGGCAGGGACAGUAUGUGGUGGAGCAGCUGCAGGUACAGCGACACCCAGUGGUCUGCACGUGCUCUCAGGCUGAGAUCCAGGCGGUACUGUCUGCUGUACUCACUCGGAUACAGAAGUUCUGUAACUGCAACUCAUCGAUGCCCAAGGCGGUUAAAGUGGCUGCGGUGGGCAGCCAGAGUUACCUGGGAGCCAUCCUGCAGUUCUUUGUCAACCAGCUGGCCAACAAGACAUCUGACUGGCUCAACCACAUGCGCUUCCUGGUGGUCCCACUUGGCUCACACCCUGUUGCUAAGCACCUGGGUGCUCUUGACAACCGCUACUGCUCCUCCUUCCUGGACAGCACAUGGAGAGAUGUGUUCAGCCGUUCGGAGCCGCCCCAGUCAGAUCAGUUGGACGUGGCUGGCAGAAUCUCUCAGUACAUCAGCGGGGCCACGGUCACUCACCAGCUGCCCAUCGCAGAAGCCAUGCUCACAUGCAAGCACAGAAUGCGAGAUGAAGACUCCUACCAGAAGUUCAUUCCUUUCAUUGGGGUGGUGAAAGUGGGACUGAUAGAGUCUGGUCAGUCUCCAACUGGUGAUGUUGAAGAAGGGGUUGCUGUAAGUUUGGCCGUCCCCUCCACGUCACCCCCCUCCCAUGGCUCCCCAACUGGAGUGAUGAAGGAGGCAGCCACCCCGCCCUCCUCUCCCUCUACUGGAAGUGUCCUGACAGUACAAGGGAGCCCAAGCAUGUCCCACGGUGUGGACGCCAUCGGCCUGCAGGUGGACUACUGGCUGGCCUCUCUGGCAGAGAAGCGACGGGAGGGAGAGCGACGUGACACAGGCUGCAAGAACACCCUCAAGAGCGCCUUCCGAUCCCUGCAGGUCAGCAGGCUGCCAGGUGGAGGCAGCAACGAUCCCCAGACGCAGGUCAGCACCAUGGCCAUGACCGUGGUCACCAAAGAAAAGAACAAGAAAGUGCCCACCAUCUUUCUGGGGAAGAAGCCCAAAGAAAAGGACGUAGACUCAAAGAGUCAGGUCAUUGAAGGCAUCAGCCGCCUCAUUUGUUCCGCCAAGCAACAGCAGACUUUCCUAAAAGUGUCUAUCGAUGGAGUGGAGUGGAAUGACGUCAAGUUCUUCCAGCUGGCUGCCCAGUGGCCGACACAUGUCAAGUACCUACCUGUUGGACUUUUCGGCUACAGUAAAGCCGCCUCCUAGUGCUGACCUUCCUGUCACGUGGUGGGAGAGGGAAGCGCCUUCCCAAGAGCAGACAGACCACAUCAUUCACUCCUUUUCACUAAUUAUUUAACUUUCAGGAGCGAGAUGAUGUGUGUUUUUGCAGCGCUCUUACUAGUCACUUUAAUGCCCCUUUCGGUGCGUCGUCGUGUGCGUGUGGUGAGUGUGCAUGCACACGUGAACGUGUGUGUUGGUGUGUGUUUGUGUGUGUAACGAAGGGGAUAACAGCACAAUUAGCUUACUGCCAUUUAUGUUUCCGUUUUAUGGAAUGCAGCAGCAUGCGCCAACUCUCCCUUCACCUCUCAUUCUAGAAACAUGACCUCUGAUCCACCAGCGCAUGCUUCAGCCGUAACAACACAUGUGCCAGAAACCUUAAAAAAAAGAGCAGCUUUGGUUUUGGUUUAAACCCCAGUGGCUUCAAUGUUGUCACAAAUGCAGUCGCAGGUCACCUCACUCAUCCUCAGUGGAAUCAGCCACUGCCCAUAUACACUCUCUCUUCCAGGCGUUUAUUUUAACCCGUCUUCUUUUUUUAAUCAGUGAUCGUAUUUCUGUUUUAGAAAUAGUACAAUGAUCAAUAUGAAGUAACUUAAAGUAGAUGGCUUUAUGUGACAACAAUAUUAAAACUGGAUUUACUUUCAUGCAGAAAUGUCAGAGUGGAGGAUGAGUGAGGGUUUAUUUUUCUGAGUCUUUUGAUUGCCACUGUAUGUGAAAUCCAAUUGAUGGAGUUUGUCUUUUUUCAUAUUAACUGCUGAAAAUGCUGAAAUUUAGCUGUGAUAAAGUUGAGAAAAUAUUAUUGUCAUAACCCUUCUGGCACCACAGGUUUGAAUUUUGUCUGUAAUUAUGAUUUUGGAUUUCGAAUUGUGACACGGAUUUCAGCAAAAAGCCAUUUAAACUGGCACCGAGAACAGAUCAAAUUAGAAAAGAUAAUGAUCGCUUAUUUUUUCCGGUCUAUUUGGCGUUUCAAUGUUUAAUUUUCCCCCAACCUCAGAUGUUGUAUGGUGACUAGUGGUGUGUUAUUGUGAGUCUGUGGUGAUAUACGGUGGUCAGAAAAAUGAAGUUCCCACUCCUACAAAAAAAGAAAAAAACAUUUUUUCAGACAUUGUCACAAAGGGCAUGCAAUAUGUUCGUGCUUGUGACUGUGUGGUCAACAGUGUCAUUCUAGGACUGCAGACAUUAAGGCGAUCAUGUUGUUUACUUUGUGGCUCUUUAAAAGGCAAAUAUAAAUCAAACAAAAGUUUUUCAGAGCUAAAUUGUUUGGAAUUGAAUGUACUUAAAACCGUGAAGGUCUCUGGCUCUCCUGGCCUCCUCCUCCUCCUCAUUUUUUCUCCAUCUACUGUCAAGUAUUAAGAUUUUUUUUUUUCCAUUUUAACAUGAUGCAAAUGUAAGUGUCUUAAACUGAAAUGUUGUCAAACGAUUUAGCUUGUUAAGAAUAUGAAACUGCAGCGUUACUACUGGAAUAGCAGUGUUCAAGUGACAUCACAACAGUUGUGAGCCUGCAGUGUUCCUCAAUAGUCUCGGGCUGUUCAUCCAACAUGUGGCACUGUGCUUUUAUUUACACUGUACUCUUGAGAUAGCUGAAGUUUGUAGUUUGCUCCCGAAUAGCCAACAAAUCACAAGCCUUGAUUGAUGUUCCUAUCUUGAAUGUUUUUGUUUUGUUGCUGUCGACAAUCAAGGGCUUGACUACCGUGAAUAAAAUCUGCUGAUGUAACUAAAGGUCAAAAUGGUUAAGGAAGCUAUUACCUCCAAAAAUACUGUGACUAUUGUCAUGCAACGUGGGAAAAUAAAAUGGUUACUAUUUUGAGUUCUCUGCAACGUGAAAGCUUAAUUAUUACAGUGAAGUUGAGUAGAAGCUGCUAAUGUCUCCGUUUAAAGUCUCCAUAUUCCUAGUGAAGCUGCCUGAUAUUUAAACAUGCAAUAAUGGUAGGCUGUUUCUUUCACCUCACCUGACCCCUCAGAGGAGCCAGCGUGGUGAUGAGCUUGAGGUUUGUUGGUUUGAGUUCAAUCAAAAGUAGAAAAAAGGCAAUGUGGGUGGGAAAAAGAAUCAGAGAAGUAUAGCUAUUAAAGAUUUCUCAUCAUUCAUGGUGGUUUUCAGUUCAUGACGCAAAUUAUGAAAUGUCUAAAUGUGUUGUAGAACACCUAUUUACAUACCAUGUGGCUGUAGAAGUUGAUGGUCAUCUGAAUACUUGCUUCUUAACUACACUUGUGUUGGUCUUUCUAAGGCUGCGAUUGAAAAAUUAAAAAAAGAUAUUAGGAGUUGUGCAUUUGUAUCUCUCAGUUGAGGGAGUAUUUCUUGGUGCUGAUGACAGAGACACAUUUUUUUUUCCUUAAUUUCAUAGAUAAGUCAUCACUGCAGCCAAAUCUUGGCCUCCUUCACACCAUUUUUCUGCAGUCUGUUUGGGAACUGGUUGUGCUACAUGUUGAAGUUGUUCCUGUGUAUCUACCUGUACCUCCGUACCUGUGUCCUUGUACUUGUGAGAGUGUAACAGUGGCCUGUCUGGUCCAUCUAUAAUCUGUGUCAGCAGUGUACUAGAAGUAUGAGCAGUGAUCACCGGGCUCACACAAGCUUUGUUCUCAACUCUGGCAAAAUAUUUACCCACACAGCUUGCAACGUCGCCAUCUGUCUCCAAGGGAACAGGAGGAAAAGGAGUAAUCCCAGCUUCUGCUCACAUCCCGAGCUUGUGAACCUGCGGGGGGGAAAUGUUUUGCACAUCACAUUGUUUCUGUGUAUUUGCCUUUUGCCUAUAACAACAACAACAACAGAAUAUAAUGCUUGUACAUACCAAAUAGUACUUAUUAUAUUGUAUCAGAGUUUGUUCUUAUUUGAGAUGUUUUGUAGUACUGCUUUUUCAUGAUGACAUUUGUCAGUCAGAUGUGGGAUGAAUGUGCAAGUGUUCACUGUUUCAUUUUUUUUUAAAUAAAGACA
Messenger RNA from Synchiropus splendidus (mandarinfish), 5990 nucleotides. Its product is annotated as phosphofurin acidic cluster sorting protein 1. The record is from RefSeq and is a predicted model, not a curated record. The coding region runs from base 332 to 3049 and encodes 905 amino acids. The transcript has 24 exons. Gene Ontology annotation, biological process: protein localization to plasma membrane. NCBI's taxonomy places the organism in Eukaryota, Metazoa, Chordata, Actinopteri, Syngnathiformes, Callionymidae. Gene Ontology annotation, molecular function: transmembrane transporter binding.